CUGCACGAGGUGGUGGUGGUGGUAAGAGGUGCGUCAUGUUGUGAUGCUGAAGGUUGUAGCAACUGUCAGCGGUACAGGUGUGAUGCGGUCUGUGACUGUUACCUUGUGGGUGGUGCUGCACGCAGCAGGGGCGCUGUACACAUCAGGUGAUGGUGAUGGGGGUGGUGGUGGUGAUGGUGGUGGCGCCUGGCAGAGUGUCGCUCAGGCCACCCUCACCAGCGGCCGCCCACUCGGUUUCAGGUUCUCACGAGCACCACACUUGGUGGUGGCGGCAGAGACCUGGCCACCCCACAUCUACUUGCACUCAGCCACCGACGGGUCAGUUAAGGUGACGGGUCCCAUGGCUCUGCUGCUGGACGCUCUGGCUUCCUCCCUCAACUUCACGUACAGCGUGGUACAGGGAGACGGGUACUGGGGAGCACCUCAGAAGAAUGGGUCGUGGAAUGGCAUGAUUGGUACAGUGAUGAGGGAGGAGGCGGAUCUCGGACUGGGACCUUUCGGCAUGUCGUACAGCAGGAGUCAGGUGGUAGACUUUACCAUCCCUGUGUUCCUGGAGAUGCUUCACGUCCUGGUGACCCGCCCCUUACCGCAGCCAGACCCCUGGGGCUUCCUUGCGCCCUUCACGUGGUACGUGUGGGUGGGUCUUCUGGCGGCGCUGCUGGGGAUGGUGCUCACUGCUGUCAUCUUCGUCAACCUUCUGGGCUUCGGAGGACCCAAGUCUACGUGGCGAUAUGUGUGGGCGUUCUACAGCAUUUCCUUCACGCAGAAUGUCACUUGGCUACCAACCACCGCCUCACUCCGGUUUAUCUUCUGCAUGUGGCUCUUCAUAGUACUGAUCGUCGUCCGAAGCUACAGUGGGGCCCUGACGUCACUGCUGGCGGUAAAGACGGUAACGAUGAAGUAUGACUCCCUGAGGGACGUUCUGGAUGAUCCUGGCCUCACGCUUCUAAUGGAGGGGUCCACCGCCCUCACCGCCCACUUAGAGACAGUUACGGGAGGCGUGUACGGGGAGCUGGCGCGGGAGAGUCGUUCCCGGGCUAAGUACGUCCGAGCCAGCGAGACUUACGGGGCCGCCUACAGUCUCAUCCCGGACGGCCGCCACGCCAUGCUUGUAGAGAACGUCGUCUGCAGGAAGAUAUACUCCGACCACUUCAGUCUCACAGGUCGGUGUGACUUCUACAUGUCGACUGGUAACUUCUGGCGUCUGAUCUACGCAAUGGUGGUGCAGCGAAACAGCCCCCUACGCCAGCUACUGAAUGCAAGGAUCCUGGCACUACGAGAGUUCGGGAUCUACGACCGAUGGGCGACGAACCAAAUGCCUAACAUGACCCAUUGUCUCAAGACACCCAAGAAGAUCAAGCUCCAGGAACCUUACUCCUUAGUUGACCUCUGGGCGGUGUUCCUCCUGCUGGGUGGUGGCGCCUUCCUCUCUACUGUUUCCUUCGGCUUCGAGUUGUUGCUGCCUCCCUCUCACUAAUGAAGAAACCCUAUAUAUCACCUUUAUUUGUGAAAACCCUAAGUCUUCAACCUCACCAAUCUAGUAACCCUUUUUCUCCACCCAAACACCUUUUCACAGUUCUUAAUACCUAGGGAUCUUCAAGACAAUGCUGAAUAAUAUUUGUUGCUUUCCCGAGCGGCAGCUUACAUAUUUAUCGGGUCCACACCUCCCUCAAACAUUCAACUACAAAGUGUUCUUAUCUGAUGAUAAUGGUCAUUAAAAAAAACUGAAUGAAUAAAGUAAAACUGACACCCAUUAAAAAAGAAGCUGCGUAUAGUAUUUUGCUCCAUCUUUGAAAUAUAUAAAAGUUAAUCUAAUUUGUUUUUUGUAAGCUUAUUUUCUAACACACAGUAGGUAAUAUUAUGUUAUAACACUCCAAUUUUUAUCUUGUAGCUGAAAAAAAAUAUAGGCUUACCUUUUGAACAUGGCAGUUGUAAUGUUGAUAUUACUCCAUUCUUACAAGUCAGACUUUCGGUAGUUCAAGUUGUGUAUAUUUCAAGUUUUCCUCAAACGCACUGACCUCAAAAAGCAAGCUGCAUAUAUGGGCUUGGAAAUUCAACGAUGCAGUGUACUGACAGACGAAAAAGGACAUUUAAUUUUAUUACUUAAGUAGCGAUAAGCUUUUGGGCUUUAAACUACUGUAUUGCCAAGCUUACGAUAUUUUACCCUGGACAAGAUACCUUUUUCUCUUGUCGUGCGAUUUGUACGAUAAUAAUUUAGGUAAAAAUCUAAGAGCACGGUUAUUGCAUACCCAAAUUACCAGUAUCAUUAUGGCUGUCUUAGUCUGCCUCCUAAAGUACUAAAAUUUUCAAUGAGUGUCUUAUUUUUCCUACCAACAUUACCGAUAGCUCAUUAAUGCGGAAGUUGAUGACCAAUGGAGAAUAUUGCCACUGUAUCAGGAUAAAUUAAUUGAUGGUGAAACUGAGCCACGAUAGUUUCUGGGCUGCAGUGUCACAAAAAGU
This is a messenger RNA of Homarus americanus (American lobster), 2460 nucleotides long. Its product is annotated as probable glutamate receptor. The record is from RefSeq and is a predicted model, not a curated record. Lineage: Eukaryota; Metazoa; Arthropoda; Malacostraca; Decapoda; Nephropidae. Bases 44 to 1477 code for a protein of 477 amino acids. The transcript has 13 exons. Gene Ontology annotation, molecular function: glutamate-gated receptor activity. Gene Ontology annotation, cellular component: membrane.